Molecule: messenger RNA, 3680 nt
Organism: Canis lupus familiaris (dog)
Lineage: Eukaryota; Metazoa; Chordata; Mammalia; Carnivora; Canidae
Gene: KCNH4
Product: potassium voltage-gated channel subfamily H member 4
Exons: 17
Coding region: 83-3136 (1017 amino acids)
Biological process (GO): potassium ion transmembrane transport; regulation of membrane potential
Cellular component (GO): membrane
Molecular function (GO): voltage-gated potassium channel activity
Source: RefSeq, a predicted model, not a curated record
GCCCCGCCGGUAGCGCGCCCCCUCCUGCCCCGCCGCGCUGAACGCCCCCCAGCGCCGAGCCUCGAACCCCAGCCCUGAGGCCAUGCCGGUCAUGAAGGGGUUGCUGGCCCCGCAAAACACCUUUCUGGACACCAUCGCCACCCGCUUCGACGGCACGCACAGCAACUUCCUGCUGGCCAAUGCACAGGGCCCACGGGGCUUUCCCAUUGUCUACUGCUCUGACGGAUUCUGCGAGCUCACGGGCUACGGCCGCACAGAGGUCAUGCAGAAGACCUGCAGCUGCCGUUUCCUCUACGGUCCAGAGACCAGUGAGCCAGCCCUGCAGAGGCUGCACAAGGCCCUGGAAGGCCAUCAGGAGCACCGGGCUGAAAUCUGCUUCUACCGAAAGGAUGGCUCGGCCUUUUGGUGCCUCUUGGACAUGAUGCCCAUCAAGAAUGAGAUGGGAGAAGUCGUGCUUUUCCUCUUUUCCUUCAAGGACAUCACUCAGAGUGGAGGCCCAGGACUUGGGUCCCCAGGAGGCCAUGGGGACAGUAAUCAUGAAAACUCCCUUGGUAGGAGGGGAGCCAGCUCGAGACUUCGAUCUGCCCGGAGGCAGAGCCGUACUGUCUUACACCGGCUGACUGGCCACUUUGGCCGCCGGCGCCAGGGAGGCAUGAAAACCAAUAAUAACGUGUUUGAGCCAAAGCCAUCAGUGCCCGAGUACAAGGUGGCCUCCGUGGGGGGGUCCCGCUGCCUCCUCCUCCACUACAGCGUCCCCAAGGCCGUGUGGGACGGCCUCAUCCUCCUUGCCACCUUCUACGUUGCGGUCACCGUCCCCUACAAUGUCUGCUUCUUGGGCGAUGAUGAUACCCCCAUCACUUCGCGACACACCCUUGUCAGCGACAUCGCCGUGGAGAUGCUCUUCAUCCUGGAUAUCAUCCUGAACUUCCGCACCACCUAUGUGUCCCAGUCCGGCCAGGUGGUCUCUGCUCCUCGUUCCAUUGGCCUUCACUACCUGGCCACCUGGUUCUUUGUUGACCUUAUUGCUGCUCUACCUUUUGACCUGCUUUAUGUCUUCAACAUCACCGUGACUUCACUGGUGCACCUGCUGAAGACGGUGCGGCUGCUGCGGCUGCUGCGGCUGCUGCAGAAGCUGGAGCGGUACUCCCAGUGCAGCGCUGUGGUGCUCACGCUGCUUAUGUCCGUCUUUGCACUCCUCGCCCACUGGAUGGCCUGCAUCUGGUACGUCAUCGGGCGCCGGGAGAUGGAGGCCAAUGACCCGCUGCUUUGGGACAUCGGCUGGUUGCACGAACUGGGCAAGCGGCUGGAGGAGCCCUACGUCAAUGGCUCGGCGGGCGGCCCGUCGCGGCGCAGCGCCUACAUCGCUGCCCUCUACUUCACGCUGAGCAGCCUCACCAGCGUGGGCUUCGGCAACGUGUGCGCCAACACCGACGCGGAGAAGAUCUUCUCCAUCUGCACCAUGCUCAUAGGCGCGCUCAUGCACGCCGUGGUGUUCGGGAACGUGACGGCCAUCAUCCAGCGCAUGUACUCGCGCCGCUCGCUCUACCACAGCCGCAUGAAGGACCUCAAGGACUUCAUCCGGGUGCACCGCCUGCCGCGGCCGCUCAAGCAGCGCAUGCUCGAGUCCUUCCAGACCACGUGGGCCGUCAACAGCGGCAUCGACGCCAACGAGUUACUGCGUGACUUCCCAGACGAGCUGAGAGCUGACAUCGCUAUGCACCUGAACCGGGAGAUCCUGCAGCUGCCGCUGUUCGGAGCGGCGAGCAGGGGCUGCCUGCGGGCCCUCUCCCUGCACAUCAAGACCUCGUUCUGCGCUCCAGGCGAGUACCUGUUGCGCCGUGGGGACGCACUGCAGGCACAUUACUACGUCUGCUCCGGCUCGCUUGAAGUGCUUCGAGACAACAUGGUGCUGGCCAUCCUGGGGAAGGGGGACCUGAUUGGGGCAGAUAUCCCUGAGCCGGGGCAGGAGCCUGGGUCAGGGGCAGGCCCAAGCUGCGUGCUGAAGACCAGCGCUGACGUGAAGGCACUGACCUACUGUGGCCUGCAGCAGCUGAGCAGCCGAGGGCUGGCUGAGGUCCUGAGGCUCUAUCCUGAGUACGGGGCUGCCUUCCGGGCUGGCCUGCCCCGGGACCUCACCUUCAACCUGCGCCAGGGCUCUGACACCAAUGGCCUCGGCCGCUUUUCCCGGUCUCCUCGCCUCUCCCAGCCCCGCUCGGAAAGCCUUGGCUCCUCCUCAGACAAGACCCUGCCAUCCAUCACGGAGGCUGAGACUGGGGUGGAGUCUGGGGGUGGUUCUAGGCCCCGCCGGCCCCUCCUGCUGCCCAACCUCAGCCCAGCACGACCCCGGGGCUCCCUGGUCAGCCUCUUGGGCGAGGAGCUGCCCCCAUUCUCAGUCCUUGUCUCAUCCCCUUCCCUGUCCCCAUCCCCUUCCCCUGCCUUGGCUGGCCGGGGCCACAGCCCCUCGCCUCAUGGCCCCCCCAGGGGCUCUGCUGCCUGGAAGCUCCCCCAGCUUCUCAUUCCCCCACUGGGAACCUUUGGACCUCCGGACCUCAGUCCCCGGAUAGUGGAUGGCAUUGAGGACUCGGGCAACACAGCAGAGGCCCCUACAUUCCGGUUCAGCAGGAGGCCUGAGCACCCUAGGCCCUGCUCACAGGCCCCUCCUUCAGGGACCAGGUCCAGCCAGGAACUGGCCACUGAGGCUGAGGAGAUGAAGGAGAAGGUCUGCAGGCUGAACCAGGAGAUCUCCCGUCUCAACCAGGAAGUGUCUCAACUGAGCCGGGAGCUUCGACAUAUCAUGGGCCUGCUACAGGCCAGGCUGGGUCCCCCAGGCCACCCAGGAGCCUCGGCUCGGCCCCCAGACCCUCCUGGUCCCCAGCCAAGGGCUCCGUGCAUCUCUCCCUGUCUAUCUGGACCACUGCCUAGCCUCCAGGAUACUACUCUCGCUGAGGUCCACUGCCCGGCCAGUGUGGGGACAGCAGAGAUGGGGGCCACCCCCUCCAACCUGAGACCCUCCAUGCUGUCCCCCUACCCCUCAGAGCCUGAGUCUCUGGGACCCUCCCCAGUGCCAGAGGCCUCACCUCCGACCCCACGCCUCAUGCGGCAGAGCUUUCGGUCCAGGCCAGACACGUUCCACUGACCCUGGCCCUGGGCCCAGGCCUGUCUGGGGUGGGCACUGCUGUCUGCCCUCCAGGAAGGGGCUGGGCCCCUUGGCCUCCUGCCUUGGGUCAGCGGCCACCAGCUGGUCUGGUUGGCUCGGCAUUCUCUGGACUUUUUUUUACAAAGCCUGGUCACUUCUGACCCUGUUCCCUUCUCUAAACCCUCCCCUGUCCUUCCCCUCUGUGAGGGGAGCCACCUGAGGCUGUGGAACCCAACAGGCAUAAGACGGAAUGCAGUGCGGAUUAGGCCCGGCAGAUGACAUGUCCUGCUUUCUCCCCAGGACCUGGAGGCAGGCUGUCAUUGAAGAUGGUCUCUUCUGCGGCCAGCAACAUGAAACAGUCCCCACAGCACUCUCUAUCCCUCCCCCCUGCACCAGACCUCAGCCAAGCCUGUUCUUCCCACAUCCAACAUGGUCUCACUCAGGGCCCUGACUUCUCAUAAACCCACCCUGGUCUCCAACUCUCCUUUACUACCCAACACCCAGGGCUCACUUUUGGAUAGGAAAUAAACGCUUUAUUUUUGUA